UGUCUUCCCCGCCGCCUCCUGCUUCCUCUGGGUCACAUGCGGGGCAGCCCCGGGGCGGGACGGGCCGCCUCGCCCACAGCCGCCAUCUCCGAGGGCACCGCCGCCCCUUCCCCUGGCCGCCUGGCGAGGUACCGUGAUCCAAGGAGGUGGAGUCGUUCACCAGGAAAGUGGCAGGAGGACCCUGAUGAGAGCGGGUUUGUUGUGAUGGAAGCUGGUGGAGGAGGAGAAGAUGAAGACUCCAGCGAGCGGGAGCGGGCAGGGAGACUGGUGGAGCUGCGGAGGGCGGGCUGGGUGGAUCCGGGCGGUGCGGGUGCCCUGCCCUGCCCUGCCCUCCCUCCGGCUGGCGACCAGGACUCUGCUCGGGCCAGGGCGGCGGCUGCCGCCGGGAGGGCAACGUGGAGCGGCCACGUGGAGCUGCCCAGGGGAGGGCGGCGGCGAGGAGCUGGCGCACCGCCCUGGCCACACCGAAGCCACCGCUGCCGGAGCCAAGCGCGCUGCUGCAGGGAAGGUGUCCCCUGUUCCAGCUCCAGGAGAGAUGUCACCUUGGACGAUGAUGUUAGUGCUGCUGCUGCUGCUGCUGCCCUUGAGUCAGGCUGCCCCCAGGGAUGGAACCGCGAGGCCGGUCCCUGAAGUGCAGCAGCAGCCCCUACCCAACCCCUUCCAGCCAGGCCCGGAGCAGCUGCGACUUCUGCGGAGCUACCUAAAGGGACUAGAGAGGAUGGAAGAGGAGCCGGAGCACAUGAGCCGGGAGCAGGUCCUGCUCUACCUCUUUGCCCUCCAUGACUAUGACCAGAGUGGACAGCUGGACGGCCUGGAGCUGAUGUCCAUGUUGACAGCAGCUCUGGCCCCCGGAGCCGCUGACUCUCCCACCACCAACCCAGUGGUCCUGGUCGUGGACGAGGUGCUGGAGACGCAGGACCUGAACGGGGACGGGCUCAUGACCCCCGCAGAGCUCGUCAACUUUCCCGGCGAGCCCCCGAGGCACUCGGAGCACCAAGAGCCCCCGGAGCCACAAGAUCUGGGCAGGCAGCCCCCGUCAGCCGAGGGCCCACCACCACCAGCAGCACAGGAAGCCCUGGGCCCCAGAGGAGAGGAGGGGCAGGUGGAGGCCGGAAAGGAGCCCUUGGAGCCUGGACAGGAGGCUGGGGAAAAGGCCCCAGGCCCCGUAGGGGAGGCCGGGGCCCAGGCCGAGGCCAGGGACGCUGGAAAGGAAGCGGAGGAGCAGCCAGGGGAAACACUGGAGUCUAAGAACCCCCCAAGUGAGUUUGAGGUUCAUGCUAUUCAACUGGAGAACGACGAGAUAUAAGCCUUGAGGAUGCAGGUGUGUGCGGGGAAGUCUCAGUGCUGGAACAUGUGCUCCGAAGGGCGGGGGGUGUGUGUGGGGACAAGGACCACCUCUGGCCCCUCCUGGUCCCAGCAGGUGCAGCCCUUUCUGUGCGGCCCAUGGAGACCCUGUGCUGAGGGGCAGCUUUAGGGCCCGGACAACCAAUAAAGAACUGAAUAAACUCAUCCCCCUGGGCCAUCUGUCUACUGGUCCAGCCUGGCCAGACCUCAGGGAUGGC
Molecule: messenger RNA, 1562 nt
Organism: Myotis daubentonii (Daubenton's bat)
Lineage: Eukaryota; Metazoa; Chordata; Mammalia; Chiroptera; Vespertilionidae
Gene: CGREF1
Product: cell growth regulator with EF-hand domain 1
Molecular function (GO): calcium ion binding
Source: RefSeq, a predicted model, not a curated record